CCAUUCUGGCUCCAGCCGUUUGUUUGUUUGUUUCCGUCCGCGCCUCUUUGGGACUGCUGCUGCAAGCCGCUCUGGGCCGUCGGCCCGGCCGAGCGAGAGCCGCGGCAGAUGGCGUGGCGCGUGCGCCCCUCGUUCAGCGACAGCAUCGAGGUCAUCCAGUUCGACCCGGAGUGCAGGGGCCCUGGCCAGGCCAGCGUCGCGGCCGUGGUGGCUGCGGGCCCGCGGGCCGCGGGGCGGGGGGCGUCCCCGCCUCCCGCGAGGGCCGCCGGCGGCGGUGCUCCGGAGGCGCUCCUGCGGCAGGCGGCUGCCUCUGUCGGGGGCCCGCGGCCCAGCCCCUCGAGCCCGCCGCCCUCGCCGUGGAGCGGCGGGCCGCACUGCAGCCUGUUCACCGAGCCGGUCGACAGCGACGCGGGGGAGGCCGCCGAGGAGAGCCCGUUCGCCAAGGCGGCCCAGAGGCGGCGCAUCCGCCGCAGCGUCACGGCCAAUCUCGGGCCGGGCCUGCCCCCGCACGUCCUGCCGGCGGUGGUGACGUCGAAGAUCCUGUCGCGGCGUCGAGUGACACGCCCGACGGGGGUUUGCCUCAGUGCAGAUGGCAGCGCGAUCUGCUCUGCCGUGGAAGGCGUCCCGCGAGGCAGUUCAGGCUCGGCAUCGUCGUCGGACUGA
Molecule: messenger RNA, 663 nt
Organism: Prorocentrum cordatum
Lineage: Eukaryota; Dinophyceae; Prorocentrales; Prorocentraceae
Source: the annotation of a GenBank genome assembly